AUGGCAAAUCUACCGGCCCACGCCUCACCCAAACUCGCCCCGCAUUCGACCCCUCCAACCAGCCGACCAGAUGGCCUCUUCGCCGACGAUGCCAGUCAAUCAAGCAGCACAGCCGCCGGUGAACAGACACCGGUGCUACCGGACUCGCUGUUAUCGCCCGCAUUCACCCCGCCUGCAACCCCCGGUGGCACAUUAAACUUGGACUUGAAUCCUACACAAAUACUUCAUCACAAUCAAGCCGCAAACCUUCAACACCCAGGUGAACAUGCGAAAGCGCCGAAGCUCCUCCAACAACUUCCGAAGGUAGAAUGUAUCGUUCGGGCGCGAAUCCCGACAACCAACGGCGCCGAGAUGUUUCUACACCUCUACCUUAAUGAUAUGGAUAAUAAAGAGCACUUGGCCAUUGUAUUUGGAAACAAUAUCCGCAGCCGCAGUCUGGAUCGCGUACGGCCGGGGGAGACCGAGAUGGACCGCAUGAUCCGCGGCGCAUAUAUGGGCAAAUUGCACCCGGGUCGCGUGAGCAGUUGGGUUGAUGAUGAAAAGCCCGAGUCCCAAUCAACAAGUCAGAAUGUUGAGCCCCCACUGGUGCGCAUCCACUCAGAAUGCUAUACGGGUGAGACUGCAUGGUCGGCUCGCUGCGAUUGCGGUGAACAGCUGGACGAAGCCGCCCGACUUAUGUCGUUCCCUGUGGAAGACCUGGCGUCUGAUGCACCACCGGAGGCGCAAUCGCUGAAGUCGCAAUCUGCCGGAGGUGUCAUUAUUUACCUACGACAGGAGGGUCGAGGAAUUGGCCUCGGUGAGAAGUUGAAAGCUUAUAAUUUGCAGGACCUCGGAUCCGAUACCGUCGAGGCCAAUCUUCUCCUGAGACACCCGGCGGAUGCUCGGAGCUACGGCUUGGCGACAGCCAUGCUGACGGAUCUUGGCUGUGGAGCGGAUGUCAACCCGGAGGGUGUUCGCUUGCUCACCAACAAUCCGGAUAAAGUACGCGCCAUCGAAGGACCUAACCGCGAAGUACUGGUUAAAGAGAGGGUACCGAUGGUUCCCCUUGCUUGGCGGACUGGUGGAGAACGAGGAAUUAAAAGUUCAGAGAUCGAGGGCUAUUUGAGGACUAAGGUUCGUGCAUGCAUUAACGUUGCAGCCUUUUCCGCGCUAACAAAGCCAUGA
This is a messenger RNA of Penicillium longicatenatum, 1164 nucleotides long. RefSeq names its product GTP cyclohydrolase II. Gene Ontology annotation, biological process: riboflavin biosynthetic process. Lineage: Eukaryota; Fungi; Ascomycota; Eurotiomycetes; Eurotiales; Aspergillaceae. Gene Ontology annotation, molecular function: GTP cyclohydrolase II activity. The record is from RefSeq and is a predicted model, not a curated record. The transcript has a single exon. Bases 1 to 1164 code for a protein of 387 amino acids.